AUGUCUGUGAAUUCUCAGGCGGUCCAAGUAUGGGGCCACCGAAUAGUUGGCUCGCAUUGUUACAGUGGCCUCACAUUGUUGUUGAUCCUCACGCAGCUGGCCUCAAAAACCCCUGAAAAGGUCAAGCAACGAGGACGAUCGUCGAUCACAAGCAAACCCACCCACAGCAUCCAUGUCUCGUCAACGCCACUGGGGGCGAAACGAUACGUCAGGGUUGUCCGGCCCGAGCCUGUCCUGUGGGGACUUUGGUGA
This is a messenger RNA of Cordyceps militaris CM01, 252 nucleotides long. RefSeq lists its product as uncharacterized. The transcript has a single exon. The coding region runs from base 1 to 252 and encodes 83 amino acids. NCBI's taxonomy places the organism in Eukaryota, Fungi, Ascomycota, Sordariomycetes, Hypocreales, Cordycipitaceae. The record is from RefSeq and is a predicted model, not a curated record.